Messenger RNA from Sitophilus oryzae (rice weevil), 1259 nucleotides. Its product is annotated as serine protease snake-like. Bases 70 to 915 code for a protein of 281 amino acids. The transcript is spliced from 6 exons. Gene Ontology annotation, biological process: proteolysis. NCBI's taxonomy places the organism in Eukaryota, Metazoa, Arthropoda, Insecta, Coleoptera, Curculionidae. Gene Ontology annotation, molecular function: serine-type endopeptidase activity. The record is from RefSeq and is a predicted model, not a curated record.
UUUACUUCUUCAGUCUUCUGAAUAUCUUAGUGAAGAAGAGAUCUACGCGAAAUACAUACAAUAUAUACGAUGAAAAUACGGCAUAUUUUUUUAUUUAUUUUUGUCAGUAGAGUGAGUGUCGCCCAAAAGAAUACUAUGAAAAAUGGUUUAAGUUUUAUUUUACGAAGUCCAAAAGUACCUCUGGUUGUUGGUGGUGUAAGAACAAAACAAGGAGAAUUUCAACAUAUGGUUGCUCUUGGCUAUGGAGAAAGAAAUGAUCCUAUGUUUUUAUGUGGAGGUUCAUUGAUAAGCCCUCAAUUCAUUUUAACCGCUGCUCAUUGUGCAGAUACACUUGAGGGUUCGGUACAAGUUGUACGUAUCAACACAAUCACUCUGGAAACCCCAUUUCGAAAGUACAUGGACAUAGACGUGCAGAAAACGAUAAUUCAUCCUAAAUAUAAGCCUCAGUCAAAUUACAACGACAUAGCUUUGUUGAAACUAUCUAAAAACGUACCUUCCUUCAUAAAACCCGCUUCUUUGCACAACACCAGUACGAUAUCUAGAAAAAUUCUAACGGCUAUAGGAUGGGGCAGAACUGAUUUUGCUGGACCUUCUUCAAAUGACUUGUUAAAAGUCAAUUUGGAAGUCUAUUCAAAAGCACGAUGCAAUCCUUUCUAUAAAAACGUGAAUAAAUUGUCAAGAGGCAUAGAUAAUAAAAUCCAGAUAUGUGCUGGUGGACAGAGAAAUGAGACCAAAGAUACCUGUCAAGGUGAUUCUGGAGGUCCAUUAAGCUACAAAAAAGGACAAAAACAUCAUCUAGUUGGCAUUACUUCCUUUGGAAAAGCGUGUGGACUGGCAAGAGUACCUGCAGUGUAUACCAGAGUAUCUGCAUACGUACCCUGGAUAAAAUCGAUAGUUUGGAAGAAAAAAUCGUAAUAAUGAAGAAAAUAAAACAUUUCUUCUCGGAGAAAAAAGUUUACAGAAUUGUUUUCAAAGCCUGCCAUGUUAUUGUUCAAAUGAUUUGCCUGUUCAUGUCCAGCCGUCCAAGUAUUUUUAUAUUAAGAGAAAAAAAGUUUGCGCAGUUUAAAAUGUACUAUCUACAGUCAACUGAGUAACCUAUCCACCAAUAGCUGUAAAAAAGGUGUUGACUUUUUAUAGUAAAAAUGGGUUUCCGAGAUAUUUCUCUUUUGUAUUUUAAUCGCUUGUACAGUAAAGAAGAAGAUAUAUUCUUGUACUAAUUAUUUUUUAUUCUCCAGAAACAUGGCAAGCUUUUUGUUAAG